AUGGGUUAUGGGGUUUCUUCUAGUUUGAGGAGGUUUUGUCUCUAUGACGAAGUCCGAUCUCAGAUGGUAAGAAUUGUAUCUUCGAAUAUGGAUCCGCUGGCAUGGAUGUUGAGUUCUAUUUCAAACUUGGUGUCAGAGAAGUUCCGACCCAUACCUGAUUACAAGGCCCCACCGUUUGCCCAGUUCAUCUAUCCCUUACUUGUGGAUCUUUGUAAUAUCUUCGCUGAUUUCCCAUCUUUUGGAAGGGCUCUAGUCCAUGCUCAACAGCUGCUUUCUGAUGUGAACAGGGGGCAAGCUGUAGACGGUCGACUAGUUUCUGAAGUUUAUUCCUUCCGGAUUGCUGUUGACGGGUUGACGAUAGCACUGAAUAACACUGCGCUGCUGCAUGGUAACAAAAUGGGGAGUGGUGAUUCUUCCAAAACUGAGUUUGCAGAUCUUCCAUACGAGGAAAAGGCACAAGUGCUCUUUGCACAGGCUCUUCGGAGUCGGGCUAAAAAGUUCAAGACUAUAGUUGCUGUAGUUGAUGCUAGUGCCUUAGCAGGUCUCAGGAAGCACUGGAACACUCCCAUUCCCCCGGAAGUGGAAGAUUUGGUUGAAGAACUUUUUACAGAUUCUGAGGUAGCCGGAGAAAUAUCUAAUAGAGGAGACAAGGAAAGAAUGUUGUCUGAUAAACCGGUGGUGGCAGCAGCUCAUGCUGUCUCCAACCCAAAAGGCACUAGCGAUGGCCUUCGGCAAGUCUCUAUAGGUCCCUCAAAAUUGGUGUCCCCUGGACUUGCUGGUUCAGCUGCAAAAACCUCAGCCUUGAAAGCAACUGCUUCGGCUGAGACAUUCCGGAUGGUGGCUCGUGGUGUCAUCGCCUCCGCUGAGAAAACAAGCUUAUCUGCCAUGAGAACUGGAUUCUAUGAAAUAACGAGGAAACGGCGCGUCAAACCGGUCGGUUUCCUACCUUGGGCAACAUUUGGGCACAGUGCUGCCACUUACAUAGGUUUACUUGAAUAUGGAGAUGGCAUCGAAUGCGCUGCCGAAUCACUUCUUGCAGCUCCCUCAAUCGCCAGUUUAGGUCGAGGAAUUCAAAGCUUGCAGCAGGCAUCUCAGGCUGUCGUGCAUGCUAACGGGAGCAGAAUGCAAAAGUCUAUAGAAUAUUUGAUGUACAAGUUGAAGAAUUUCAACAAUCCACGAGAUAUAGCAGUCCAGUUGUUGGAUUUGAGUCCAUAUUCAGGCAAAAAAGUGAAAAGAUGUAGGGACACUUCUAUCAGAUUCGAUCUCGGUCCAAUUCCGAACGAGGCCCAUAUAGCAUAUUCGCAAGGCCCAGAGAUUAGUCAAGUCAUUUCGACUGUGUCCUCUCUCCAGGAGGCGAGAUCGAUCGAUGAUCGAUCGAUCGUCCGUCCGUCCGUCCGUUCUCGACGAAUCCUGGCGAAUCCUUACGCCCGCUCUUCCUUCUCGAAGAGCGGCUUGCUAGGGUUCAUCUCCUGCUUGCUCGCGUCCUUCAUCGGUCUCCAUUCCCAUGGCGAGGCCGCGUUGAUCCUCGUCGUCGUCUCCAGUGGAAGGGAGUCGGAUGUGGUCCUGAUGGCGCUUUCUUUCGUUCGGAGUUUGCAGUCCCUGUGGCCCUUCUCCAGGCCGAGGUUCGAUGACCUGAAAGCUUCGAACGAGCUGGUCCGGAAGCUCCCGGUUCCCGAGCAGACGAAGCAGUUCGUCUUCGCCGUGGGGGAGCCCGAGUCGCGGUCCGUGGUUUACGUGCUCGCCGUGCAGAACCUGUCCGAGCGGUCCGCGCGGGACGCCGAGUGCUUGAUUAGGGAGGUUCGGCCGGGCGCGGUCGUGGCGCAGGUGGAUCCGUUGGAUUCCGGUGAGGUUCAGCCCGUCGAGUGUGUGCCGGGCGAUGGGGUCGAUUGCGCCGUGCCCACCUCGGCACUGGGCGUUCUCAGGCGUUGUUUUGUGGAUAAACUCAAUAAAGAGAAGUACGAGAAUGUUGCUGGGGGCUUGGUUUUGCGGGAGAUCUUUGGUAUUGGCUUCCAUGGCCAUUUCUUUGCCGCCAAGAAGGCUGCACACGAGGUUGGUUCAUCGUUCGUUAUUCUAGAGUCACCGUUUGUAAAUUGUUCUUCUGGGAGUGGGAAUACCAGUCCGAGUGAAGCUGAUUGCGGGCAAAAUGUUCAAGGUUUGGUCAGUAGCUUGGUUCCACAACGGAUGGGUUCUGGGGUCUAUUCUAGUUUGAGGAGGUUUUGUCUCAACGAUGAUGUCCAAUCUCAGAUGGUAAGAAUUGUAUCUUCAAAUUUGGAUCCGCUGGCUUGGAUGUCUAGUCCUUCGAGUUCGGAUUCAAACUUGGGGUCAGAGAAGUUGCAAACUAUACCUGAGUACGAGGCUCCACCAUUUGCCCAGUCCAUCUAUCCUUUACUCGAGGAUCUUCAUAAUAUUUUCACUGAUAUCCCAUCUAUUGGAAGGGCUCUAGUCCAUGCUCAACAGCUGCUCUCUGAUGUGAACAGGGGGCAAGCUGUAGAUAGUAGAACAGUUUCUGAAGUUUAUUCAUUCCGGAUUGCUGUCGAGGGGUUGAGGAUAGCACUGAAUACGGCUGCGCGGCUGCCCAGUAAUAAAAUGGGAAGUGGCGAUUCUUCGAAAAUUGAGUUUGCAGAUCUUCCGCACGAGGAGAAGGCACAAGUGCUCUUUGUGCAGGCUCUUCGGAGUCAGGCUAAAAAGUUCAAGACUAUAGUUGCUGUAGUUGAUGCUAGUGCAUUAGCGGGUCUCAGGAAGCACUGGAACACUCCCAUUCCCCUUGAAGUGAAAGAUUUGGUUGAAGAACUUGCUACAGAUUCUGAAAUAGCAGGAGAAAUUUCUAAUAGAGGAGACAAGAAAAGAAUGUUGUCUAGUAAACCGGUGGUGGCAGUUGGUGCUGGAGCUACAGCCAUCUUAGGAGCUUCUUCUCUGUCAAAAGUCCUUCCCGUGUCCACGUUUAUGAAACUUGUGACCUUCAAAGUUCCUGCUUCAUUUAAACUCAUGCUGUCUCCAACCCAAAAGGUACUAGCAAUGGCCUUCGGCAAGUCUCUUGGUCCCUCAAAGUUGGCGGCCCCUGGACUUGCUAGUUCGGCUGCGAAAACCUCAGCCUUGAAAGUGACUGCUUCAGCUGAGAAAAUCCGGGUGGUGGCUCAUGGUGUUAUUGCCUCUGCUGAGAAAACAAGCUUAUCGGCCAUGAGAACUGCAUUCUAUGAAAUAAUGAGGAAACGGCGCAUUAAACCAGUCGGUUUCCUGCCUUGGGCAACAUUUGGGUGCAGUGUUGCGACUUGUACAAGUUUACUUGUAUAUGGAGAUGGCAUCGAAUGUGCUGCCGAAUCACUUCCUGCAGCUCCCUCAAUUGCCAGUUUAGGUCGAGGAAUCCAAAGCUUACAGCAGGCAUCUCAGGCUGUCGUACAUGAUAAUGGGAGCAGAAUACAAAAGUCUAUAGAAUCUUUGAUGUUCAAAUUGAAGAAAGUAAAAUUUCAAUAAUGUUAGGUUUUGAUCAUUUUCUUUCGGCUCAAUGGUACACAAGAUAUAGCAGUCCAGUUGUUGGACUUGAGUCCAUGUUCAGGUUUGAUUUUCUGUACAUAGAAGGUUUAACCAUUCCUUGUGCUUA
Syzygium oleosum is the source of this 3598-nucleotide messenger RNA. RefSeq lists its product as uncharacterized. NCBI's taxonomy places the organism in Eukaryota, Viridiplantae, Streptophyta, Magnoliopsida, Myrtales, Myrtaceae. The coding region runs from base 1 to 3471 and encodes 1156 amino acids. The transcript has 4 exons. The record is from RefSeq and is a predicted model, not a curated record.